Messenger RNA from Phymastichus coffea, 1430 nucleotides. RefSeq names its product pre-rRNA-processing protein TSR2 homolog. Lineage: Eukaryota; Metazoa; Arthropoda; Insecta; Hymenoptera; Eulophidae. The coding region runs from base 176 to 694 and encodes 172 amino acids. The record is from RefSeq and is a predicted model, not a curated record. The transcript is spliced from 2 exons. Gene Ontology annotation, cellular component: nucleus. Gene Ontology annotation, biological process: maturation of SSU-rRNA from tricistronic rRNA transcript (SSU-rRNA, 5.8S rRNA, LSU-rRNA).
ACGGACUACGAACGCGAAGUCUAAAUGGUAUUUGGAAUGGGAGUUGUAAAAAGAAUUUUAUUUUAGAAGUCAUAAUUACUACUGUAAUAAUAGUCUUAACAAAUCUCGAAACCGCGUGGACAUACAGGUUUAAUGAGAAUAUUGCUCAUCUAGAACCCAUCUUUUUCAUCAAAAUAUGACUGAGAAUCAAACAACUUCAUUUAGUAUUAUACAAAGGAUAUUUAGUAACUGGACUGCGCUGAGGAUGACGGUGGAACAUGGCAAUGGUUCCAUCGAUGCUGCACAUAGCUUCUGUGAGUACAUUGAUAAAACUUUAUCAAUGAACGAAAAGCUGCAUUAUACAGAUAUUUCUGAAGUGUUAGAGGAUGUUUUGGAUGAGGAUUUUAAUACAAGAGUUGAAGAUGAUAGUGAAAAGGAGGUUGCUCGUGAUAUUCUUCGAUUUCACAAUUAUAUCACAACAAAUGAUAUGGUGACAUUGACAAAUGAACUACAAAAGCUACCUCCUCUUCAGCCUUGGAUCAUUCCAAAGUUUAAAUUUCUUUGCACUGCCAAAUUGGAGGGUAACAGCAAUGGUAAUAAUGAGAAUAAAAAUAAUUUGGAUGGAAUAAUAGGUGAUAGUGAAGCUGUCAAGUCUAAUAGUGACAUGGAAGUUGAUAGCGAAGGAUGGUCUGUAAUACAAAGAAGAAAAAAGUAAUAGUUUCUAGUACUUUCAUUAGUUUUUUCAGUUUCAUACACCAUUUUGUAAAUAUGUAAUUAUUUAUACAACUAUGAGGUAAAAUUAUUAUUUUAUAGACGUAAGAUAAUGGAUGACGAUUAACGUUUAAUAUUAAACUUUACAGUAACAAUUAAAACUUGUUAUUUGAUGCAAUGUAAUAUUUAUAAAUUGUAAUGUAAAUGACGCUCUGAAAAUAGUAUAAAAAUACAAGAAAAAUAAUUGCUGCGAUUGAACAACAUUUUGGUUAGAAAGAGUAAAUAAAUAUGAUAGCUCGUUAACUUCAAGUCUAAAUAAAUUCAUUCGCAACAAGAUUCCGCAAUCCCACGUGCAUACGAUCCAAGUCUGUGCGCAUGCGCGGAAAUUCCAGCUGUUAUCGAAGCCGAAGAGCUGGCGCAAGGCCAUGCCUCCCACCUGCGAACGUACAAGGAGCCCGCGCUUCUAUCGGGAGAACACGUUGAGAAGAAGUGGUAUGAGCGGUUACCUCCAUCGCACACAUGUUCUCUUACCACGCAGACCACGUGUUCUGACGAGGCAUUGAUUUGCAAAUCUCGCGUGGCUUGAUUCGUGAUGUGCCUUUUCGCCGGUAUACUGUUUAUAUCGCGAUACCUCUUCCAGCAUUCUAUUUGCCGGAGACCAACGAGUUCAGUUUAGAAUGCACGUGGUCGCCUCGCGGUCAAAUAUCUCGACAGAUUCGCUCUGCUUACUUGGUUUGUUU